ACGCCAGUGGAAGUCUAAAUAUAGGAACAGCAAGUGUGCAACCUGGUCUAGCUAUAGGUAGAGCCCGGGUCAUUGACCGCUACUAUAAAGUACUUUACAUGAUGAGGUCUGUCAUUAUUGGCCCGGUGGUCAUGUUUAUUAUUAGCUUCAAACUAUUCGAAAGGCUGCAUGGGUGGGCCUUUGCAAGGUAACGUUGUACUUCGUUUGGGUGACGGUACUGUCAACGUGUCAGAUAAAGAAAUUAUUGCAAUUUCUUAUACAUCGUACUGAAUUCGAGUUUGCUGCCAAGUAAAUGUUCAAAUGGAGUGCCGACACGCGACAGGAUAGAAUUCCCGUUCCCUCCUCAUACCACAGGUACCCAAGCUUAUUGAGCGACAUGGGCCGAUGUCUCUGUUGUGGUUGAUGACAACACCUAAGAACGCUUGUUGUUUGUUGUUAGUUUAUACUUGAAAGGCGUAAUAAACAAAUUUGCCUAUGGUUACGAAGAAUUUUCCAGAUUCUCCAGAUAACUCCUGUCCAGGCGAAUAUCCUGUGGUGUCCACGUCAAUGCCCUGCCGUACCCUGAUACCCCGCCCUACUCGCACGCUUAAUUGUUCUCACCCACUGACAGUACAGGCAAUCCCUUCCAUCCAACAAGGAACAUCUUUGUGACGUCUUCUUCGACAAUGCUGUUCCCGGAAGCCGGACGUCUUGUACCCAGGCUUUCUUAGUAACGUCUUGGCGAUGAGUGUUCGCAACUUAUAAAUUGUGCUGUCAACACGGUGUUUAACACAUUCGAGUUGUGACGACCGUGACACCAUUGAGAGUUUCUCCGUGUUUAGGGGCAACAUUUGGCAUCGCCAGCAUCUGGCUCGACUCUCCUGCACCACGGCAUAGUUGGAACGUUUUCAGGCAGUCGUAGUUCAUUCUCUUUCUCCGUGACAGAAGAUGGUAGGAGAUAGCAUGCAGUACUUGGUGGGGAUCUGGAUCACUCUGUGUUUGUGUAGUCAGUACGCAGCACAGUCGCAGACGACAAACGUGACACUGCCGCAGGCGUCUAACACGACCCAAUUUGAAGCAACACCGCAGACUAUAACAGUCCAUCGGAGAUCAACAUCCAAAAAGAUUGAAAAUGGCACAGGUGAGGAAGCCACUCCGACAACAUUGUCAACCGGGCAUUUCCAGACAUGUCCCACGGAGUAUGAGGGUUACUGUGAUGAGGGAACGUGCAACUAUAUCGCGGAACAUCCGGACCCUAAACAGAGGAUAAGCUGCAGUUGCCCCCCGUGGAAACGAGGACAGCGCUGCCAGUUCAGUGACCCUGACUACUCCAGAAAAGACUCUGUGGAACGGGCCCUGCUGAACAGUUAUGUCGUCAUCGGUGUCCUGGUGGGACUGCUGGUCCUGGUGGCAAUACCUGCGGCGGCUUUCAUCUGCAGACGCUCACGGUCCAGCCGAGAUUCCAACAUGAACGCACGGGACAUGAGAGAGGCGGGGUCAAGUGCAACUCUCAUGGGACCAUAGACCAACUGCCUCCAUCCAUCAUCAUUAUUAGGAUCUGUGUAUUUAUUAACAUGUUACGAAGGAUAAAAUGCAAGGCAUUUAUUUAUUCAUUACUGACAUUAGCAUUACAUACGUUUAGAGUUUAGCCCAAUGGCAUUCUUCCCCCUGUAGCUCUCUACAUCAUUGCUAAGUUACAACUUAAAACUUUCGUUCAUAUUUAUACUGACACAUGUACUUAGAUGGUACGUAAUUGAACUGUACUAAGAAUAUGUCCUGUAUAUAUAGAGUUUCAAGCUUGAUUUAUACCAUGGUAACCAGAGUUUGUCUUGAUGAUACAUUGAGGAAGGUUACGUCAUUUUCACCCUCCAUAUAGUGAUACUUGUACUUGACAUAAGGAGUCGUUUCCUCCUUGAAUAAAACACGCAAUGCAAACACACACGUACGCACACGUGCACACGCACACAGUGACACACACACACGCACACACAUGCACGCACAUACGUACGUACACACACACACAGUAUAAUUUGGAUGGUAGAAAAUUUAUCAGUGCCAAAUAUGAAGUACACUACAGUCAAAACGGUGGCGGAUAAUUGAUCUGUAUAUAUUUGAAAGUUAUAAAUCAACAUAAAUGUACUCUCUACUGACACAUGAUACGUCGCUAUGACGUAAUAUUUUUGAAUAAAAUCUACAAUGACUUA
This is a messenger RNA of Branchiostoma floridae (Florida lancelet), 2183 nucleotides long. Its product is annotated as probetacellulin-like. The transcript is spliced from 5 exons. The coding region runs from base 928 to 1503 and encodes 191 amino acids. Gene Ontology annotation, biological process: positive regulation of cell population proliferation; positive regulation of mitotic nuclear division; epidermal growth factor receptor signaling pathway. Lineage: Eukaryota; Metazoa; Chordata; Leptocardii; Amphioxiformes; Branchiostomatidae. The record is from RefSeq and is a predicted model, not a curated record.